Messenger RNA from Cryptococcus amylolentus CBS 6039, 630 nucleotides. RefSeq lists its product as hypothetical. Bases 1 to 630 code for a protein of 209 amino acids. Lineage: Eukaryota; Fungi; Basidiomycota; Tremellomycetes; Tremellales; Cryptococcaceae. The transcript has a single exon. The record is from RefSeq and is a predicted model, not a curated record.
AUGCCCGCCAAAGCGGCCAUUGAGAGCCGUCCUCCCAUCGUCCUCACCUCACUCGACGCCCUUGCCCCGGUUCAUUACCAGAUUAUUGGCCACCUUCUCGAUACGAGGCCACUCACUUACAUGCGUCUCUCAAAGACUCAUCGUGACCACGCUCUCCGUCGACUUUCCGAGCCGGUCAUCAUUGACAGCGCCCUCCAAAAGAGAUUUCGAGAGACCAUCGACGCUCGUCGCAAAAAGCCUAUCAAUCCCACACUCCUUAUAUCCAUCGCCUUCUCUCAUUCAAUCAGCUUCGACUCACUCGAAACCUUCUCUCUGCUUGCUACCGACCUGUCUCACUUAGAGAGAGCCAAAAGGUACAGAAAGGAGCCCGGCUCGCCAUAUCCCUCCCUUCCGGCUCGACUCUUUGAGCAUGCCAGGCGCAUUCAAUUUUCGGUGGAGCCCUUCUUCGAGGCAUCUUCAGUCGUCUUUCGGUUUAGAGGUCGAAAGUGUAGGGGUGGACGAGCAUCCGCCAUUGGCCCUCAUUUGGGCGCCUCAUUUGGGCAAGUCGUCUUUUUGGUUGACCAGCCCUUGAUCGACACCACUGCCAUGCGACUCAACCCCAUUCCUCACUAUACUUCUGUGCAGUUGUGA